CUAGCUGGCUAGCAGUACCCUUCCUUGGGCUGGCCCGGCCUGCCUUGCCAUUUCUCCUCCCCUCGAACAACGGCCCGUCGUGUCUUCGCGCGCACCACUCAGCUUCCCCAUUCAUCCUGCAACCCACCCCCUUCCCGCAGGCACCUGGUGGCACGGCACUUGAAGCGCUCGCCCUUUCAGCACCUGGCCCUGCCUGCCUGCCUGCCUGCCUGUCUCCCCCCAUCCCGACAUCAUAUCACGCAUCGCAUCCCGUCCCUUGUCGUGCCGUCGCCACCUUCACCGUCCACGGCCCAUCGUCGUCUGCCGCACCGCACCGCACCGCACCGCGCCCCGUGCCGACACAAACAGGAGGGUCUUCGGCGUUGGAGCCCGUUUGCUGCUGGUCUCCCCCCAGCCGUCGACUGCCGUCGUCUUCACGGGCCUCCCUCAACUGGGCGUCGCAGCUGCCCGUGGUCCGCCACACGGCCCUGACCUUCCGUCUUGACACGACUCGACUCCAACUCGACUCGACUCGAUCCGAAUCCCCUUCGAUUCGACUCGACAGCCCGUCUCCGUUGCCUCGCGUUCGCUGCUCGCCUGCGUCCGCCUCGUCUCCCACCCGCACGUCCGCCCCGUGCUGCUCGCGGUUUGAAUGCCGGCAUCACCCGCGACGUCGACUUUACUACAUACGGGCCCGUUGGCUGCAUUUGCUUUGGCGAGCGGAUUUGUCGCCUGCGUCCAUGUCGAAGCCCUCGGCCGACCCUGCCUGACGGACGACACCGCAUUCGUUUUCCCUCCCAUCGAGCCCCCGUCAUUCACGUCGAGCCCCCUUCCGUCCCGCAGCGACGUUUGGUCAAGGUGAACAUUUGAGCCGCCGGUAGGCCCUCGCUGCAGAGCGUCCUGGCGAGUUCCAGCCUACGACUUGUGCAUCACGCCGAGCCUUGCCCUUGCCACUACUUUUUUCACAGCGUCACAGGCCCUGGACUCGUUGCAUCGCUCCCACGGCCCUCGUAGGACAACGGCUGGCGUCCAGGUAGACCUUCGCUGCCUCUGGAGCUGUUGCCGCGGAACUCUCGCCCUGUUCUUGUCUCCCGAGGCUCUUUUCUCUUCAUGGACGCCGGUGCCUCCACGUCCGACAAUCAGCAUUCUUACUCCUCCAAUCCUUGGGCGACGCCUACUGCAUCGUCAUCGGCUCCAUUGGUACCAACCAGCGUGCCCGCGCACGCCUCGGACGGCGCCUCGGAAUCUGCAACUCCCGCCGGCCUUGUCGCCACCCCAACAUCGCUGACCGCAGGCUCACCGUUUCCACCCCACUUGGACUUUCUGCCCUUGCUUUUCCCGCAGCAAUCCAACAUCUACCACGCCCAGCUUCUGCACUACAACAGGCUCGUUUCCCCCGCGCGCGGAGGCGGUCUUCAGACACCGCCCCUCGCCCCCGUCGUAUCCGCUCCUCACGUCCACGCCGGGCCGAGGUCGCGAUCAUCGAGUAAGGUGUCGCUCAAGGACGGCGCGGCCGGCAAGGGAGCCGCAACAGGAGGCCAUGGGAGCAGGUCAAAUCACGCCAACGAUAAAAACCGCUCGGGUACAUCGUCCAAGGACACUCCGUCCAAAAUGGGCACGAAGCAGCAACACCACCAGCAGCCACACCAGGCGACUGCGGAGCCGUCGAGAAGCAUACCGAAGCGCACCGCCGCCGCGUCGUCAUCUGCCGCCCCGGGCCCGUCUCAUUCUAGCUCCGUGCCUUCGACGCCGCAUCAGCAUGCGCGCAAAUUCUCUUUUGGGUCGCGCGACCCGUCUCCCACAGCCGUGAGCAGCCACUCGCCGCGCUCAGCCUACUCCGAAACCAAUAGCACGCUGCCUUCCCUACGACCUCUCCCACCGAGGUUAGGUGGCUGCAAGUACGAGACAGCUCAGAUCAACUCGCGGCGGAGGAUACCGUACUCGGUCGGCAACGACCGACUGGAGAAGCUAGAUUUGCGAACGGUAAAGAGCAAGUUGUCGGAUGAUGAGGAACGGAAACUAGCCACAGAUAUGCGAGAGAUUUUCGACCGCUUACUGCCCACCGAUGCAGUCGAGGAGAAUAGGAGGAGGCUGGUGAAGAAGCUGGAGAAGAUAUUCAACGACGAGUGGCCAGGGCACGACAUACGCGUGCACCUUUUUGGUUCUUCUGGGAACCUGCUCUGCUCUGAUGAUUCAGAUGUUGACAUCUGUAUUACGACGGCGUGGCGGGAGCUGGAGGCUGUCUGCAAAAUCGCGGACUUGCUGGCGCGGCGUGGCAUGGAGAAGGUGGUCUGCAUCUCUGCAGCCAAGGUGCCCAUCGUCAAGAUAUGGGACCCCGAGCUGGGCUUGGCUUGCGACAUGAAUGUCAACAACACCUUGGCGCUGGAAAACACGCGCAUGGUGCGGACAUAUGUUGAGGCCGACCCUCGAGUACGCCAGCUGGCCAUGAUUCUCAAGUACUGGACACGGAGGAGGGUCGUGAAUGAUGCAGCAUUUGGUGGGACCCUGAGUUCCUAUACUUGGAUAUGCCUCAUCAUCGCUUUUCUCCAGCUUCGCGAUCCUCCGGUACUGCCGGCGCUUCACCAACUCCCCUACAAGAUUCCCAAGUCGGACGGUUCCGUUGGCGAAUUCGCCGAUAAUCUAAGGAAGAUACGGGGCUUCGGCAACAAGAACAAGUCGACAGUGCCCGAACUGUUAUUCCAGUUUUUCCGCUUCUAUGCCCACGAGUUUGAUUACGACAAGCACGCGCUCUCGGUUCGCCAGGGCAAGCUCAUCACCAAGGUGGAGAAGAAGUGGAAUUACCAGGUCAACAACUCUCUCUGCGUAGAGGAGCCCUUCAACGUCUCUCGAAAUCUCGGUAAUACCGCCGAUGAGUAUUCUUUCCGCGGUUUGCAUCUAGAGCUCCGCAGGGCCUUUGAUCUCAUCUCCGAGGCCAAGCUGGCUGAAGCUUGCGAGCAGUACAUUUUCCCCAAGGAAGAGGAACGAGUAUGGACCAGACCACCGCAGCAGCCUCGGCCAGUGUUGGUGCGGAGCUCAUCGCAGACGCAUUCCGGUCGAGGCGGACGUGGCGGCCACCGAGGGGGCCGCCACAACAGCAACUUCCACCAGAGAGGCGGAGGGUCUAACCGGAGAGCAUCGUCCAGCGUGCCCACCUCUUACGAGAAUGGUCUGCUCAUGGCUCCCAUGGGCAUACCUGGCGACUUGACCUGGUAUCAGAACCCACACUAUCAGCUCCAGUAUACGCACCAGGACCUGAUGGCACAGAUGGCGUUCCAAGAGAACGUUCGCCAAUAUCAUAUGAUGGCGGCGCAGACCCAGACUCCCGCGUUUCUUCAGCAACAUACCAUGGGCCAGCAGCAGAGGGUGCCAACGGGAUCCAGUCCACCAGGGCAACAGCCAACUGACCGAUCGCGCACCAACUCGUUUGACAACGUCCCCAUGACGGCUCCGUUGCGGCCCGAUAUCUACGCCCUGUACGGGAUCACGCUCGGCCACGCAUAUUAUCCCCAAGCCGGUACGGCAACAUACGGCACAUACCCGUCAUCACCCGUCGCAACGAGCGGCCCAAAUCAGGAGUUUCGGCGGCCGUUGCAGCGAUCAACUGUCAACACAGGGAACGGUGCCUCGGCGUCUAGCAGCACGCUUAGGUCGCAGUCUCAGCCAGCAACGCGGUCCCCGUCCUCGACGACUCAUCAGGUCGCCUAUCAGCUGGGGAACAAGGCGCCUUCGAGCCCCUCGGCCGUGCCAAAUGCCAACACGGACGGCGUGCCAAUGCCGAGCUUCAUGUCGGAUGAUGCCGACUUUGACGAGACUCCCAAGGCCGUGUUUGAGUCCCCUUCGCCCGCGGACAAGAAAAUUUCAGACUUUUUCCAGAACAGGGAUCCGAGUCCCGGCAGCCAGCCGACAUCGCAACAGCUGCAAGGUCUUCCCAACGGUAUUGCCUUCGGAGAUCUCGCCGCUCAGUCGACCAGUCCUGGUAGGAGACGUCUAUCGACGGACCAGCUCCCACAGACCAUCCUGGACAGGCGCAUGCGGAGAGCAUCAAGAUCGCCAUCGCCUUUGGGACAUGCGCGUGCUUUCUCAGUGGGCACGGCGUCUGCGCCAUUGUCGUCCACGCCAUUCCCCGGCAGUCACAACAAAACCUUGAACCGCCCCCUGGUUGUGAACGGGUCCGGACUGAAGACGAGCGCCGUCCCCGGUCAACGACAGCCAUCGGUGGCAGAGUCGUACACUUCCGAUGACUCGCUUGCGUCGAGUUUUGACAACGCCUUGCAUAUUAACACGGGGCCGACGUGUGCACCGACUGUGGACGCGUCCGCAAUGCACUAUGCGGCGACGGCUUCCAGGUCGGCCCCGUCAACCGAUCGACCCCCAAUCGUGGUGAACGGCACCAGUGGUCCUUUCUCGCACGUUCUGUCAGACGAUGCGUCGUUUCGGGACCGCGUUGCCAAAAUGGGCGCGUAUUACUUUCCGCAGGGGGCCACCCAGGACGGGCCCAACGGAGGGGCGGCGAGGCUCUCCCCUUCUGCUCGGCAGCGGCUGAUGUCGCGACAGCCACAGAGCGGCAUGAUUGCUCCUCUGGACCUGGCCAUUGCCGAUCACCGCAUGGCGAAGCCGCCGAUGAUGGACUCGGCGCAUCUAUCUCCUGUCUACGAAACUCGCACGCCGUCUCCGAGCACCGUUCGCAAGAAUGACGGCUCGUCGGUUUCUGUCAAAGUGGAUGGCCGGGUCGACGGCAAGAGCGGCCGCGCGGAACGAGACAAGGCGGGGCUCGCAGGGAGUGAACGGCCUCCUGCCGCUCAGGACAACGACAAGAUGCAUAAGCCGCCCCGAGCCGCGGCGCCGGCCGUGAGGGCGCCGGCACCACGGACGAACGGCCAUAUUCGUGGGGCCAAGAGCGAAAGCGACGGGGGCUGGCAAAAAGCCGGCAAGGGCAAGAAGCGGCCGGCGAACAUUGCGACCCAGCAGGGACAAGCUGAGCAGCCACCAAAGAACGACUCGGAGCGCAAGGGUGGUUGAUCCUGGCCUGGGCUUCUGUGGCUGGGUAGCAGGCUCAUGGACCGAAGCAUGGUGGGAAGCGUUGCUUGAAUAGUUGACCCAGCGUCUGGGUAAGCCGGUUUGGGACAAAGCAAACGUUGGAUAGCAAUGUUUGACCCCCGCGUUGGGGGAUACGGCAGGGUGGGAACGGCACAGCUUUGGCUUUGGGCGAGAGGCUACGAUGUUUGAUCAGCGAGAGCCCUACGAGAUGCAGCUGGAUGUUACAUGGUCGACUUGACCUUGAGCGGCAGCGGUCGAACAAUGUGUCGGAUGCUGACAGCUUGGUGUAUAGACGAGACUCGGCGAGGCAUUACCGCAGCAGCGUGUCCGUCGACACAGGUCUAGCAUACUGACGCGUGGAGAGGCAGACAGGCAAAGCGGCAUGACACAUAACCGACUACUUUGUGUUUCGGGUGGCAGGCGUUUGCAUUUACAUCCAUGAGCUCAUCAACCCAGGUAUGGAUGGCUUGGGGAGUAGGACAUUGUGUUUGGUGUCGUUUGUAUCUCGGCCUGCAUGGGCGGGCAUGCAGCAUAGGAGAGAACCAGCCUGACGACCAGGACAGCGUAUAGACGGGACGUUUUAAAAAGCAUGCACAGAGAUAUUCAUGAAAAGACAAGGAUAUAGCCAUGUUUACC
Purpureocillium takamizusanense is the source of this 5652-nucleotide messenger RNA. RefSeq lists its product as uncharacterized. Gene Ontology annotation, biological process: RNA 3'-end processing. NCBI's taxonomy places the organism in Eukaryota, Fungi, Ascomycota, Sordariomycetes, Hypocreales, Ophiocordycipitaceae. Gene Ontology annotation, molecular function: nucleotidyltransferase activity. The transcript has 4 exons. The coding region runs from base 1090 to 4998 and encodes 1302 amino acids. The record is from RefSeq and is a predicted model, not a curated record.